AUGCACACUGGAGAGAAGCCCUAUGAGUGCAAGUACUGCUGGAGAGCCUUCAGUUUCUACUCAUCCCUUCAAGAACACGAGCGAACGCACACUGGAGAGAAACCCUACAAAUGUAAGCAGUGCGGGAAAGCCUUCACCUGUUACUCCUCACUCCACGGACACGAGAAGACACACAGUGAACAGAAAACUUACGAGUGUAAGCAGUGUGGCAAAGGUUUCAGUUGUCCCAAAUACUUUCGAAUCCAUGUGAAAAUGCACAGUGGCGAGAAACCCAAUGAAUGUAAGCAGUGUGGCAAAGUGUUUAUUUGUCCCAAAUACUUUCGCAAGCAUGUGAAAAUGCACAGUGGAGAGAAACCCUAUGAAUGUAAGGAGUGUGGGAAAGCCUUCAUGGUUCUCUCUUACCUGGAAAGCCAUGUCCGAACGCACACUGGGGAGAAGCCCUUUGAAUGUAAACAGUGUGGGAAAGCUUUCAAUUGGCCCACCUCCUUACAAGCACACAUGAGAACACACUCUGAUGAGAAACCCUAUGAAUGUAAACAGUGUGGGAAAUCAUACAAGUGUUCCAAAUACUUUGAAAUCCAUGUGAAAAUGCACAGUGGUGAGACGCCCUAUGUAUGUAAGGAAUGUGGAAAAGCCUACAGUUUUCCCUCAUCCCUUCGAGAACAUAUGCGAACCCAUAAUGGCAAGAAAACGUAUGAAUGUAAGCACUGUGGCAAAACAUUUAAUUGUUCCAAAUCCUUUCGAGUUCAUGUGAAAAUGCACAGUGGGGAGAAACCCUAUGUAUGUCAGGAAUGUGGAAAAGCCUUCAGUUUUCCAUCGUCCCUUAGAGAGCAUACGAGAACACACACUGGAGAGAAACUUUAUGACAUCAGAAAGAAACCCUAUGAAUACCUAGAAACCACCUCCCAGGAAGGAGCCCUGGCAUUGCCGGAUAACAUGUUGGGAGUGGAUCUGACCAGUUUGAGUGUCUCCUCGCUCAGGGACCAUCACGGAGUGACUGUUUGUCCCCUCACCGAAUGGCGCUGUCAUGUGCUGCUGGUUUCUGAAGCUAUCUUUGUUCCAGAGGGCUGCAAGUCCAAGGGGAAACCGUUCAUAUCCCAACAAGUUCCAUUUGUCCUGGACGCUUUCCUGUUUCAGAGGAGGACAGGAGACGGAAGGGCAAAAGCAGACCCCCAAGAUAAGCACAACCGCGCCGCCUGCGGCUUCGGCUUCCACUCUGGAGAGCCCACUCGAAUUCCAACGCCUCGCCAGAGGUUUAGGAAAAAGGCUGAGGUGGAUUGA
Messenger RNA from Chrysochloris asiatica (Cape golden mole), 1281 nucleotides. RefSeq names its product zinc finger protein 709-like. Gene Ontology annotation, biological process: regulation of transcription by RNA polymerase II. The record is from RefSeq and is a predicted model, not a curated record. NCBI's taxonomy places the organism in Eukaryota, Metazoa, Chordata, Mammalia, Afrosoricida, Chrysochloridae. The transcript is spliced from 4 exons. Gene Ontology annotation, cellular component: nucleus. Gene Ontology annotation, molecular function: DNA-binding transcription factor activity, RNA polymerase II-specific; RNA polymerase II transcription regulatory region sequence-specific DNA binding. Bases 1 to 1281 code for a protein of 426 amino acids.